Molecule: messenger RNA, 636 nt
Organism: Microthlaspi erraticum
Lineage: Eukaryota; Viridiplantae; Streptophyta; Magnoliopsida; Brassicales; Brassicaceae
Source: the annotation of a GenBank genome assembly
AUGGAUGUGUUCUUCGAGACGCAGAGAGGCUCACCAUUCUCCAUCGAACUGGGUUACUUUGACACUGUUUUAGAGAUCAAACAGAAGAUCGAGAAGUACCAACGUAUCCCUAUUUCCAAACAAACCCUAUUCUUCCAAGGAAAUGUUCUUCAAGACGAUCUUGACAUCGAACAAUGUCAGAUCCUCGACAACUCUCGUCUCCAGCUCCUCGUCUCUUCUCCCUCUAACGACCAAAACCGAAACAAUCUAGUCUUCAAUACCGAGCAAUCUCCACCGCCAAGCUCAACAGAACAGAUCAUCAUCAACGGCCAUCAAGACUCGACUCUGAUGAUGCCGGUGAACAACAACAACAACGGCAACAACAACAGCAACCCUAAGAAGCUGAGAGUAAUGGUGUUGCCGAAAUGCGGGACGAGGAAGAUUCCGGUGGAUGUGAACGCAGGUGAUAACGUUGGGGAGCUGAGGAAAGAGCUGGCUAAGAUUCAACAGAGGUUUCAGUUAAGUCUGCCUCAAGAAGGUUACUUCUUUAUAUACAAACAGAAUGUAAUGGAUGAUGAUCGGUCUUUCCGGUGGCACCGUGUUGAUCACGGAGAUACUAUUGAGAUUUUCAAUGGAAGUGUUUCCGGUGGCUCUUAA